Molecule: messenger RNA, 4954 nt
Organism: Benincasa hispida (wax gourd)
Lineage: Eukaryota; Viridiplantae; Streptophyta; Magnoliopsida; Cucurbitales; Cucurbitaceae
Gene: AUL1
Product: auxin-like 1 protein
Biological process (GO): clathrin-dependent endocytosis; clathrin coat disassembly
Cellular component (GO): cytoplasm; vesicle; intracellular membrane-bounded organelle
Molecular function (GO): clathrin binding
Source: RefSeq, a predicted model, not a curated record
CAGGAACAAACAUCCACGGUGAAUAAUGACAGUAGAAAAACCAAUUAAAUUCCACUUAUGACGGUUUGUAGCUCCGGCUUUUCUCCGUCGUCGGCCUCCUUCAACGGCACUAUUCCGGCUACCACCGGUGACUCAACCGCUUCCGUUGUUUAGUCAGCAAAGAAGGACCGGAGGUAGGAAAAUCAUCUCAUCGAACCUUGAACUUGCCUCUUCUUCCAUGGAGUAUCGAGCAUCGUCGACUAUCUACAAGAAAUUUUCAAAUGCUCGCAGUUUCAACGAUAAAUCGGCGUACGAUGGCGUCUUUGCUACUCCGUCGAAGCACGGAGCUCCGGUUUUCUCUGCUCGAGUUGAGGACUACAGAGAGAUUUUUGGCGGUUCGCGAGUUUCCUCGAUUCCGAUUCUCGAUGUUCCGGCACUGAGCGAUAAGAAGUUUCCGGUUGAUGUUCGUACUUCGAAGGUUGAAUAUUCGAAGAUUUUUGGUGGCUUUGAUGAGUUAAAUUUCGCCAUACCUUAUGAGGAGCUUCUGGCGGAGGCAAACAAAACAAAUUCGUUCUCUCAGAAAACUCGGAUCUCAGCUGGAAGAGGAUCCACGGCAGCUGAAAGUUCUUCUCAGUAUGAAAAGGGGAGUAACUUUUCCACCCGUGAAGCAUCAUCUCAACCACUUGAUAGAAUGGAGAAAUUCAGCGUUUCCUAUCAAAAGAUCAACCAAGGAAACAAAAGUUAUGCUACGGAGACAGCUCAUGUAGCUCUUCCCCAUGCCAUUCCAGGUUUUUCAUGUUUAAUUGACGAACACUCUCCUGUGCAGUUGUCUGGAACUGGUAUGCCAACGUCUGAAAAAUUGAAUAGUAUUCGCCCAGAAAGCAUUGGGAGUACUGAAGUGGCAGAUAGGCCUGAGCUUCCAAUUUCUGGUGAUAGUGAACAGGCUUUUAAAUCAAGUAAUCCAACCAAUUCUCAAACCAGAACUGGCUGGUUUAGAUCAGAUUCAGCUGAUAAGUUAUUCAAUGGGUAUGAGGUGGAUCAAGGGGUACAGAACCCUGACACUCCACCAAAAUAUAAUUUUCUGCCUAAAUUUGGUAUAAGUGAGGGAUUUUCAGGGAGGAAAACUGGUUUGAAGUCUGAAGCUUUUGGACAUUCUGAAGAUCCUUGCGAUGGUUCUUCACCACCAUAUUUUGGUGAGGAUGUUGAGGUGAAUCCAGUUGCUGCUGCCUCGGUUGCAGCUUUGAGAAAAGCAAUUGAUGCUGCGCAGGAAAGUAUUAAAUUUGCUAAGGAGUCAAUGGAAAGAAGGAAAACUGCCGGACUUCAAAAACAUAAGAAAAAAAGGUCUUCUAGGAGCCUAAAUUCUGAAGAGAGAAGGGAAGUAAAAGCUUCAAACAAUUCAGGCACGUGCCAAGAGAAGGUGGCUGGGGGAACUUGUGGAAAAGUGGAUACUUUGGCGCAAGCAGUUGCUGAAAUCAGGGGACAGAAUUCAUGUACAGAAUGUCCUAUCACUCAAAGUGCAGUAAGGGAAAAUUUAAAUGCCUCGGGAACAAAUUAUAUGGAAUUUAAGAUGACAGAAGUUGAUUGUCGGGAGGAAGAAGGAGAAGAAUUAGAUGUAAAAGAACAAUUUUAUGAACCUAGGUCUUUUGGUGAAGACGAGCCAGAAGAAAUGGAACCUGUCAAGGAAGACAAUGGAGAUGGAUAUGAAUGGCAAGGAAACAAUGAAUUAAAGAAAACAUUUGAGAAUCCGGGAGAGUAUGGUGAUAGCUUGGUAGGGGUCAAAGAGGCUAGACCCGAGGAAAGUGGCAUAAACUUAAGUGUAGUCAAAGAUAUUCUAAUGAGCAAAUUAAAGUCAGUUCUAGGUGUCGUUGAGCAGGAAAAAGAUAAAAUGAACUAUGGCCAAAAUCAAGAUCAGCUAGAAACUAACAUGAAAGCUGAGGCAUCAAUGGAACAUGAAAAAUGUGUGGAAUUGCUGGAAGAACAUAAAGUAACAAAAGAGCACGAGGAGUUUGUAAUCAGGGAGAUGGAGGAAAAGAACGAUAUGGAGACCCAGGUUAACGCUCAUCAAUUGGGGGUGGAAGAAGUAAGACAUAUCUGCCAACAAGAAGAAAAGGAGAUGAAAACAAAUACUGUCCAAAUUGAAAAUAAUGUUAAAAAGAUGUUAGACAAAUCUAACAAAGAGGAAAGAAAUAUAAAUAGGAUUGAUGACUUCCAUGAUGGAAAAGAUGCUCAUGACAUGAAAGAAACUGACGAGUUGAAACUAAGCAACCUUCAAGAAAACAAACAGGAUGAUGAGAUGAUUGAAGGGCUUUCCUUUCAUUUGUAUAAUCAUGAGAUUGGACAAGAUGUUCUUAGACGAAUAAACAUUGGUGAAUGUUCAGUACAGGAGAGCAUUGUAAAAGCAACGUUAGACAAUCUGAAUACCGAGAGUAAAAUUGAAUUACAAGAUGGUUAUUGUAAGCAGGGUGAAUUUGACAAGCUCUCUGAAGACCAAAAAGCUAGUGAUUUUGUAGAAAGUAUGGAAGGAGUGGAAGUGAUUACUGACCAACUUGUAUAUCAGGACACUGAUAAUUCAACAGAUAUAGCAAAGAUUUCCUUUGGAGUUGUAAGUAAUGAAUCUGGGACAAUUACAGAGGGUGACUUGGAGGACAGAUUGCCUUUCGAAUUGUCUUCCAUGGCCAAGGAUAUGCUUAAAUGUCGAGAAUUUAGAAUCAAAAUGGAAGAGUCAUACACAAGCCCUAUUUUCAUCGAAAAUGGGAUAGAUUUUGGUGCGAUUGAUAUGAAAUUGGAGCAGAAACAACAUGAUACACCUGCGAACAAGUCCUCAAUCUUUUGCAGUUUGGGAAAUGCAGAAGAUUUGGCUCCUGAAUUUAGAGGUAUGGAGAGGAAUAUAAAGGAAAUUGAAUUCUCAACAAACAAAGAAAAUGAUGACGACAAUUCAAAUGAAGAAGAGACAUUCCGGACUGUAAAUAAUAUUGAAGCAGGCAAUGGGCCUAGUACAUCAGAAGAUGACAAGAAAAUCAGUGAAGAAGUAAUGGAGGAAACUGUCACGAGCAUAAUUACUGAAGCAAGUAUGGAAAACUAUCAAGCAACCAUCAAAGUAGAAGAAAGUGAAACUGAUUAUGUAUUGAAAAAGGAAAUGCAGUUGGAAUCUGAUGAGAACAAUAAUAGAGUGGGUAGCCAAUCUGGCACGAUUGAAAUAGACUCGGAAAUAAUUCAUAUGAUCAAAACAAGUCAAAGUUCAAGAGAAAGUGAGGAGAGUUAUCAUGUGACAGAGGAUGAAAUGGAAGCUAGUGAUUCCUCUGACGAAGAGAUGGAAUAUGCAGCUCAUUUGGAACAUUUGGAAAAAGUUAAUUCGCCUGGUAGUUCUGGAAGAAAAGAAAAUUUAGCUGAUAUACAACAGGAAGUUAGUACUAGCCAAACGGUUACAGAUAAUGAGGAUCAUCAAACCCCAACACUGGGUGAAAUUGAAUGUAAUGCUGACCUACGGAGGAGAGAAGCAGAGGUUGAGUCCAAAUUCAACAGUGAGACAGCAGCUCAUGAUUUGUCUCAAGCUAAAGAGGUAGUAGAGGAGUUAGUUGAGAAUUUGAUGAAUCAAAGUAUAUUAGAAACUGAGAAUCAUCAAGCGACCCAUUUAAUGGAGGAGGAGAAGGUAUUCCAUGAGAAAUUUGAGAAAGAAGCUGAAGUGAUAAAGGAACGACAGAAAAAAAUUGAUGAAGCGAAAGAAAAGGAGAGAGAGAGAGAGAGAUUAGCUGUAGAAAGAGCUAUUCGUGAGGCUCGUGAAAGGGCAUUUGUAGAAGCCCGAGAGAGGGCUGCUGCUGGGAGAGCUUCUGCUGACACUCGUCGAAGAGUAAUGCCUGAGGCACGUGAACGCUCAGGGAAGGUUUCCAUAGAGGCCAACCAUAAGCCUUCUGUCGAGAAGGUUUCAAAAGAAGCCAAAUUAAAAGCUCAACGUGCUGCCGUAGAAAUGGCUACUUCUGAGGCAAGAGAGCGUGCAUUAGAAAAAGCUAUGUCUGAGAAGGCUAUUUCUGAGGCAAGAAAUCUGGCUGACAAGAUUGUUGCUGAAAAAUUACAUGGUGCUACUGGAGAGAGCAAAAUAAAGAAGAGUUUUUCAUUUAGUGACUCACAGCCAAAAGGCCCAUGUUCUUCCAACAAUUUCAGGCAUGCGAAUUCAUUUAACCUUGGAGGUCCCGACUCUUCAGAGAGAGAGGUGGGAUCUUCUGGGGAAUCAGCUCAGAGAUGUAAAGCCAGGUUGGAGAGGCAUCAACGAACAGUCGAGCGUGUGGCAAAAGCUCUAGCAGAGAAGAAUAUUCGUGAUAUACUCGCACAGAAAGAACAGGAAGAGAGAAAUAGACUAGCAGAAUCUUUAGAUGCUGAAGUUAAACGUUGGUCAAGUGGGAAGGAGGGAAAUCUGCGUGCAUUGCUUUCAACUCUUCAAUAUAUCCUCGGGCCCGACAGUGGGUGGCAGGCAGUCCCUCUAACAGAUAUCAUCACAGCUGCUGCUGUCAAGAAAGCUUAUCGUAGAGCCACUCUUUCCGUUCAUCCUGACAAACUGCAACAACGUGGUGCAACCAUUCAACAAAAGUACAUAUGCGAGAAAGUUUUUGAUCUUUUGAAGGCUGCAUGGAACAGGUUCAACGUGGAGGAACGAUAGUAGCACACUCCCUAAAUUUCCUUUUUAUUACAUUAGCAUUGCGAUGGCUACUAACCAUAGCGUAUUGGUUGAAGGCAGUUACGAUGGGAAAUGCUAACACAAUUCUUUCGAUCUACUGUAUCUCUAAGAGACCGUUUGGUCAGAAAAAAGGGCGCCAUUUCUUAAGUCACAUCAUAUUAGGGUUAAAUUUGCGCACUAUAGUUGGGAGAAAGUUAGAAUUAAGUUCUAUAAUUUUGAACGGAAGAAUUUAACCCAUAGUUUGAUAAAUUGAGGAUUUUAUCAAACUAUGGGAAUUAAAUAUUAGUUAUUAAUUUAGAGAUUAAA